AUGACUGAUAAUACGCGUCGAAUGAUUAGCGAAUGGUUGCACCAAGUCAAGUACAAUCAUGUAGGCGAAACAAAACGAAAAUUCUAUGCAGAUUUAUGUCAUGCAAAAGCCGUAAUUAAAGUAGCUGCUGCUGAUUCAAAAGUAUCUGAGCAAACACGACAAUGGGUUAUCGGUUAUUCAGCGGCUAUGGGUGCACCGGAAGAAGUAUUAGAUUUGACGGAGAAAUACAAACCAUUAGUCGAAGAUGGAACAGUCCCGUUCCAUUCGAAAAGUGGUCUUGAUCAUGCGAGAUAUGGACAACUGUGGCUAUUUUAUGAUGGUUUUCGUGCUGCAAUAGGUGGCGAAGAAUUAUCGCCGGAAAAAACAACAGCAAUCUAUGCACAAGCCAAGAAAAUGAUCAUCGACGAAGAAAAGAUUAAGCAAAUUGAGGAAAUAGUUGACAAAGAAGAGAAAUUGCGUAAAAGACGUCUAGAACUCUUGUUUCCCAACGGUGUUGGCACUGCUAUACGAGAGGUCGCAGCAGAAAAAUAG
Adineta ricciae is the source of this 531-nucleotide messenger RNA. The record is from the annotation of a GenBank genome assembly. Lineage: Eukaryota; Metazoa; Rotifera; Eurotatoria; Adinetida; Adinetidae.